AUGAAACCAAUUUUAAAAAUAAAUGAAACAGAGGAGGAAGAAAUAAAUGAAAGUGAAAAUGUUCAACAAAAAAUAAACGUUGUUAAACCAAUUACUGAAACAAAAAUUUUUUCAUCUGUUGAAGAAUUUAAUGACUAUUAUGCUAAUAAUAAAAAAUUAUUUGAAGAAUUGACAA
Molecule: messenger RNA, 175 nt
Organism: Trichomonas vaginalis G3
Lineage: Eukaryota; Parabasalia; Trichomonadida; Trichomonadidae
Exons: 1
Source: RefSeq, a predicted model, not a curated record